CGCCAGUGCUGAUGUAAUCACCGGGGCCGCUCCACUUGGAAGCAAAGAGCAGCAGGAGGUGGAGAAGGAGGAGGCCGCGGACAAGGAGCCCGAUGUGAGGCGACAGGCGGGCCUUGACAAGCCAGCCUCACAAGCAGCGCUAAACCCACUCAGGAGAUUAGCGUCCACAUGUCCCGCCGUCAGCGGGAACACUGUCCCACUUUGUCUCGCAGGGAGGGAGCCACCGGAGCCGCUGCCAGUUUUGCUUCGCUCGGUCGGGAGGAAUUCUCAAAUCGUCUCAAGAGUCGCUUUUUGGAUUUGACAGGCAUCCUCCACCAUGCCUGUCGAUGGAUUUACCUUCAAGAGUCGCAUUAGGAACCUGCUGAGGUCUCCUUCAGCCAGGAAGACCAAGAGAGACAACAUCAACAACAAGGUAACAUUGGAGAAGGUUUUGGGUAUCACCACUUUGGGCAACAGUGGUCUGGCCUGCGACCCCAAAACUGGACUAGUGGCUUAUACUGCAGGGUGUGUGCUUGUUUUGCUGAACCCCAGAAAGAACAGGCAGCAUCACAUUAUCAACACGUCAGGAAAGACCAUCACAGCUCUGUCCUUCUCCCUGGAUGGCAAACACCUGGUCACAGGAGAGAGCGGCCACCUUCCCGCCGUCAGAGUUUGGGACGUGGCGGAGCGACAGCAGGUGGCGGAGCUCCAGAAGCACAAAUAUGGCGUCUCCUGCGUGGCUUUCUCACCUGACUGCAAGUACGUCGUCAGCGUGGGCAAUCAGCACGACAUGAUGGUCAACGUGUGGGCCUGGAAAAAGGAUGUGGUGGUCGCCGCCAACAUGGUGUCCAGCAAGGUGACUGGGGUGUCUUUCUCCGAGGACAGCUCCUACUUUGUCACCGUGGGCAACCGGCACGUCAAGUUCUGGUAUCUGGACCACUGCAAGGCCACCCAGGCCAGCACCCCCGUCCCCCUGUUGGGCCGCUCUGGGCUGCUGGGCCAGUUGAGGAAUAACAAUUUCUGCCACGUGGUGUGUGGGCGGGGCCAGAAACGGGACGCCACCUUCUGCAUCACGUCCUCCGGCCUGCUGUGCGAGUUCAACGGCAGGAGGAUGCUGGACAAGUGGGUGGACCUGCGGACAAGCAUGGCACAAUCGCUGUCUUUGUCCGAGGACAGGAUCUUUUGCGCCUGUGCCGAUGGAACAGUUCGAGCCUUCAGUCCGUUUGACCUGCGCUUUGUCUGCACGCUGCCCCGGCCACACCCCCUUGGUGUGGACAUGGCGUCCAUCACUAAGGCUAGUCACUUACUUUGCACCAAGACGGACGCACGCUACCCAGACGCCAUCGCGGUCACCUACGACCCCGUCAACCUCUGGCUGAGCUGCAUGUACGAUGACCACAGCUUGUACGUCUGGGACGUGAGAGACCUGAACAGCGUAGGGAAGGUCCACUCCUCCCUCUUCCAUGCUGCGUGUGUCUGGGACCUGGAGAUGUUCCCAGAUGUUCCUGGAGAAACGGCAGCCGGAUUGUCUCCUGCUGCGUUCCUCAGCUGUUCGUCGGAUAACACCAUCAGACUUUGGCACGUAGAAGACCGCACGCACGGUCAUCCUCGCAACAUCCUGAGCAAGGUGAGACACCCGCCACUUCCCACCUUCCACCCCCCACGGCAGCGUGGAAGUGCUGACUUUGCUUUUAUGCAGGAUCUCCUGAAGAUCAUCUACACCGGCGCCACCACCAGCGCCUUGCGUGACCCUGAAAGUACGACCAACGUGAGUCCGGAUAAAGCGGCGGAAAGCCGGACAGGCAUCAGGACCAUCUGUGUCAGCCCCGAUGGCAAACACCUGGCGUCUGGAGACAGAAACGGGAUGCUGAGAGUUCACAACCUCGGCAGCAUGGAGGAGAUUCUUCAAGUCCAAGCCCAUGAUGCUGAAAUCCUGUGCCUGGAGUACAGCAAACCAGAAAGCGGUCUGCAGCUGCUGGCCACGGCGAGCAGGGACCGCCUGAUCCACGUCCUGGAUGCCGCCGCCGACUACAGUCUGGUUCAAACGCUGGACGAGCACUCCUCGUCCAUAACCGCCGUUCGCUUUGCCGCCAAUGACGGCAAGGUGAGAUUGAUCAGCUGCGGGGCGGAUAAAAGCAUCUAUUUUCGCACUGCCCAUAUGAGCAACAGAGGAGCAGAGUUCCGGCGUUCCCACCACACGGUGAGGAAAAGCACGCUGUACGACAUGGGCGUCCACCCCACCUCCAAGUACGCUGCUGUCGGCUGCCAGGACCGCUGCAUCAGGAUUUUCAACAUCAGUAGCGGCAAGCAGAGGAAGCUUUAUAAAGGAUCCCUCCGUGAGGAUGGCAGCCUGCUCAGGAUUCAGAUCGAUCCAUCGGGUCAGUAUGUGGCCGCCAGCUGCUCCAAUAAGAACAUCAGCAUCUUUGACUUCUACAGUGGCGAAUGUGUGGCUACCAUGAUUGGACAUUCCGAGAUCGUCACCGGAAUGAGGUUCACCAACGACUGCAAGCAUUUGAUCAGCGUGUCGGGGGACAGCUGCAUCCUGGUGUGGCGUCUGGCCUCAGAGAUGACCAUCAGCAUGAGACAGAGGCUCUGUCAGCUCAGGCAGGACGCAAACCCUCACAGGAGCGCCCCCCUCAGGCGAGAGGCCUACAGCGCUCCCGCUAUGGUCAGCCUCUCCUCGGACGGUCACAACCACAAGUCCAACCGCCAGGAAGAGAACUCGACCAUGAACACGUUCUCCGACAGCAGCCAUGGCGAAGAAGACUCAGGCGGCUCCGAUGCAGGACCUGACUGGGAAGCAACCAAACCGGCGGUGGUGAGCACACCCAGCAGCAGUCGUCGUCCUCGCAGGCGCUGGUCCCGCCGCAUGGGCUCCCUGGAGUUGAUGGUGAAGUCCAUGCUGGACCUGAGGCAGCUGGAGACCUUUGCCCCCAGCAAACACGCCGACCCCCACGCUGGCGGCGCAGACCGACACAGCACAUCCUGCCUCCAGGAACCCACGCAGCACCUCGAGGAGCGGGCCAAGCAUCGGCACAGGCAAUGUCGUGAUUGGACCAAAAUGGACGGCACAGAUGAGAACGAGGGGGAGACGGAUCUACGAGACAUCAUGGUGAGGGAUCCACCCUGCGAGAAGGUCUUUGGCAAGAGCCAGGACAGCUACAGCCCAGACAGCGCCUGCUCGCUGGGCUACGAGAGCAGAGGGUCCAGUCCUGACGGAGCCCUUGAUGACUCUGCCGACGCAGCGUCACUCAGUCUGGACAGCUCGGAUGACGAUGAGGAGAUGGAGGACGGCGGCGUUGAAGACCUGGAGGCAGAGAAGGUUGACACCACCAGCGUGGAUGAAGCUCUUAAAGCGGUGACCUCCCAGCACCACAGCCGAGAAGACUUCCUCAAGCAGAACUUUGAGACGCUGGAAAAUGGCUGUAGAGCAACUGAGACCAGCAGAGUCCCAAGACUCAGCAUGUCCUCACGCUUCCUGGCCAGAGGUCCCCAGAACAGUGGAGGUACCCCGUUUGCUAAAGUGCAAAAGACCCCCGGCAGCCCCUCUUCCAAGCCCCCUGUGUCGAAAGUAAGACCCUUGAUGGAAGAAGUUGUGAGCAGAAACCCGGAGGAUGAGACCCCCGCACCCCCCAGCACCAGCCAUGGUCCAAACAGGGGGGCCACCGCCGUCUCUGCUCCCGUCCCGAGACUGCAGAAGAAGACAACAUCCGCGUCCCACCUUUGGAGGCUCUCCACACCGCCGUCCAAACCCGUACCGCUUCCGGACGGAACCACGAGUCUGCAGAAGUCUCAGUCCGUCCAGAACCUGACCUUAGCCUCUCCACGCUCUCCACUGCCCUCUAGCGACCGGCUGGAGACGUGCAGGAGACCCCAGCAUCUUUUUCUGGACCGUGACGCUCCCAAGCCCUCCUACUUGUCCUCGCCUUCCCCGGGGUCGCCGCAGUCUCCCCGCUCCCCUCACUCCUACAUGAACCCCACGGCCAGCUCCUUGGCCAAGAGCAGCCGCUCCUCCUCGCUGGGUGAAGGCCUCCACGCCGCCCCUCUCGGCGUCUCCUCCUUUCCCUCCAGGACCAGGAGGUCAUUGUCGGGGCAUCCUGAGACGGAGUCGCCUGCACCGGCCUGCCUUCAGCCCACCGCCACCGUUCUGCCAACUCGUGUCCCUCUCAGCCCGCGACGCAGCCUCUGCUUGGACGUGAAGGCCGGCACAAGGACUUCCUGUCCAUGUGAUGUCACUUCCUCUACAGGAUGCACGCAAGGUUUCUUUAAUCUGUCCUCUCAUUCAGAAGCUGAUGAGAAGAGCCUGUCUGUGGCCGGGAGUACACAGGAUGCGGCCCUUGGACGUGAAGAGCGCCCUCUGGCGGUGGAACAUCUCAGUGCACCUCCCUCUGACGGCCAUCCAGGUGUCCCGUUUGUUCCUACGCUGUCGCUCGCUACCCCUCCUCUUUUUCUUCGUCGUCAUUCUCUCGCUCCACGCCGGCCGCCGCUGGCCGCCCGGCCCGUGUGUCAGUCUGCGUGUGUGGCGCCCGUGUCUCCUCCGUGUGUGGCGCCGCCCUCCUGCUGGCAGUGCCACGGCGGUGAGUCCAUCACCUUGGAAACGUGCAGGCAAGCUGUUGAUGACCUUCACAGCAGUUUGAGAAGAACCAUCACGCUCUACACGGCGGUGCUCCAGCGCCAUCCACGGGCCGCAGGUGAAGGUCGCCAGGAGAUGGAGAAGAUCUUAUCCGAAGCGCUGGUGUCCGUCAAAACCGAGCUGGACCCGCUGCCUCGUUCCACGGCGGGGUCAGAGGUGAAAGGAGAAGCCCUGGCCCUGCUGGAGCAGUACGCCGAGCUGCUGCUUCAGUCGGUGGAGAGGAAGCUGGAUGGCAAGGUGUGACCGAGUCAGAGGAGGAUGCUGGCGCAGAGGUGGGAACCCACUUUGGUUCUUCCAGCCCUGAAAGACUUUAGUCUGCCUUAUUCUGCUCACAUGAUGAGAAGAAGAACUCGCCUUAGCUCACGUUCAUGUUUGCACAAUUUCCCAUCUUAAGUCAACACCACAAAAAACCAUUUCCAUCAAAGGCACCCUCAGGUCAAGAAGAAGUGAUCUUCUUCUCCUUUGUGAGACAGUCACGCAGGAUUAUUUCAUCCUGUUGUGUAGAAUACAGCAGGUACUGUAAGUACAGUAAAUAUUGUAUAGGUACUGUAUGUACCCUAAGUACAGCAGGUACUGUAAGUACGGUAAAUAUUGUAUGUACUGUAUGUACCCUAAGUACAGCAGGUACUAUAAGUACAGUAAAUAUUGUUGGUACUGCAGGUACCCUAAGUACAGCAGGUACUGAAAGUACAGUAAAUAUUGUAGGUACUGUAGAUACAUGUACUGUAGGUACCGUAAGUACUGCAGGUACUGUUAGUACGGUAAAUAUUGUUGGUACUGCAGGUACCCUAAGUACAGGAGGUACUUUAAGUAUGGUAAAUAUUGUAGGUACUGCAGGUACUGUAAGUACGGUAAAUAUUGUAGGUACUGCAGGUACCCUAAGUACAGCAGGUACUGUAAGUACAGUAAAUAUUGUAGGUACUGUAGAUACAACAUGUACUGUAGGUACCGUAAGUACUGCAGGUACUGUUAGUACGGUAAAUAUUGUUGGUACUGCAGGUACCCUAAGUACAGGAGGUACUUUAAGUAUGGUAAAUAUUGUAGGUACUGCAGGUACUGUAAGUACGGUAAAUAUUGUUGGUACUGCAGGUACCCUAAGUACAGCAGGUACUGUAAGUACAGUAAAUAUUGUAGGUACUGUAGAUACAACAUGUACUGUAGGUACCGUAAGUACUGCAGGUACUGUAAGUACAGUAAAUAUUGCAGGUACUGUGAGUACGGUAAAUUUUGUAUGUAUUGUAAGUACUUAAGGUACUGUAAGUACAGUAAAUAUUGUAGGUACUGUAAGUAAUGCAGGUACUGUAAGUACUGUAAAUAUUGUAGGUACUGCAGGUACUGUGAGUACGGUAAAUAUUGUAGGUACUGUAUGUACCCAAAGUACAGCAGGUACUGUAAGUACGGUAAAUAUUGUAGGUACUGUAGGUACCCUAAGUACAACAGGUACUGUAAGUACAGUAAAUAUUGUAGGUACUGUAGAUACAACAUGUACUGUAGGUACCAUAAGUACUGCAGAAAAUCAGAAUCUUUAAAGUUGUAUUUAAAGAAUGUAUGAAAUAUAUAGUUACUGUAAAUACUGGGAUAUUUACAGUGGUUUGGGAUUUAUUGGAAUAUUUUGGUCAUCUUAAAAAAUGUCAAUUUUUAAUAUUUUCUAAAUACCAAAAACAUUUAGAUUAGAUUUUUUUAAUGGGUUUAGAUUGUUUUAUCUUUAGAAGAAUCUGACAUUUCUAAAUAAAACUUGAUUGCUGAGAUUUCCCUUCCUAUAUUGUAUGAUGUAUUAUUUGAUGUGUGUAGACGCUAAUAAUAAUAAUAAUAAUAAUAAUAAUAAUAAUAAUAAUAAUAAUAAUUCUGCAUCAGUUAAAGAGGAUCCAACAUGUUUUUGGGGCAGUUUAAUAGUAGAAGUAGAAAAUAUGCUAGACAAUGGAGUCAUUUGUGGUAGAAAGCACACAGUGAAGAAAAAGCAGCGUUUAUAUUUAGGAAUGCUUAGUGGUUAUUAGCACUUUGUCUUUGUUGUUAUUAUUAUUAUUAUUAUUAUUAUGAUAAUUAUCAUUAUUCAAUCCCAGUAGCAUGUACGUAUAUAGAAUAGACUUUUCUAUGUAAUGCAGUGCUAGGUGUGUUUCAUGAUGAUGAUGAUCACACUCUGCACGCGUGGAACGGUGAAGGUCACACCCUCUCCUACGGGAGCGUCUCCACGUGGACGAAGGUGAGGACGACGUCGUGCAGGAUGUUGAUGCGGUUGAUCUGGUUGAGCUCUCUGACGCGGUGUCGGAACUCAAACAGCGGAAUGUUGUUGACCGCCACGCGGAAUGCCUCCUGCGUGCAUAGGAUCUUCAUCUGCAACACACAAACACACAUUGACAAUUAAUGUUGCACUGCAAUGUCCCAGCACAGCCAGCAGGUGGUGCUGAUGGUAGAGUAUCUCGUCAUACAACAAGCCCCAUCUGGAAGGACUUCUUGUCCUAUCUGGAGGUACAAUAUGAGUGUACAUGGAUAUGUGUAUAUGUGGUCACUAGGUGGCAGUACACCGAUACCUCUACCUUUCCGAUCCCAUACUGAGUUGAAGUAUCUAUCUUGUACGAUAUCGUACUGUAAGUAAAGUACUAUGUAGUAGUGUAUUUCAUCUCCCAGCACAAAGAAUAGCAGACCUUUCA
Doryrhamphus excisus (bluestripe pipefish) is the source of this 7260-nucleotide messenger RNA. The record is from RefSeq and is a predicted model, not a curated record. Lineage: Eukaryota; Metazoa; Chordata; Actinopteri; Syngnathiformes; Syngnathidae.